AGCCACGGGCAGGGCGCGACGCCGGCGGCGUGGGGUGGGCGGGUCCCGGGUGGCGGCGCGGGGACGCGGACCAGGCUAGAGGGGCGGGGCGGGGUGAGACCGCGGAGCGCUGGCGUCUGAGCUGCAGCCGGCGCCGCACGUCCACGGCCGGGGCAGAAGGCUGGCUGGCUGGACGCCGGUGCGCGCGGAGCCGGGGUGCGGCGGGUGAGAAGCGGGAAAAGCCGGUGUCCAGUCCCGAGGCCGACGGUGUCCUGCGUCCCACGGAAGCCACGGUGCGCACUGGGAAGGCUGGCGGGAACGUAUCUGCGCCGCCCGGGGCUGCUCCGGUGAUCCUCCGGGUCUCAACAAUCCUUCGAGAGUAAGAGAUUAUGGGCUGAGGUCCAUUCAGCCAGGAAACCUAUCAUCGAAAGUUCCAGCAGUUUCCCCACCAGAAGCUGCCACCCCCAGUCAGGCUGGCGCCAUCAUGCCUCAGCAGCUCCUGAUCUCCCUGGCCACUGAGACCAGCACCUGGGCGAGGUCGAACCAUCAUCCCAGGAAGACGAAGGAGAGGGUGUCCCUGUGGCAGGAUGUGACAAAAAGGUUUGAAGAAGCUCUGCCAUCCCAUGAUGCUGAUGGGACGCAACAAGAAACCUUAGCUGAUGGAGCUAGCCCUGGCAUUCCCGAAGCGGAACCCCAGGAAUCGUUGACUUUCAAGGACAUAGCUGUGGACUUAUCCCAGGAGGAGUGGGGGCAGCUGGCUCCUGCAUACCGGGAUUUGUAUCGGGAGGUGAUGCUGGAGAACUACAGAAACCUGGUGUCAGUGGCAGGAUAUCAACUUUCCAAGCCUACUGUGAUUUCCCAGUUGGAGAAAGGAGAGGGACCAUGGACGACAAAGAGUCACGGCCCAGAGGAUCCCAUUUUAGAUGUGAAGAAUAAACUAAAAAUCAAGGAGUCAACUGCAAAGGAUGACAUUUCUGUCAAGCUCUACCAUGGCAUCAUGAGGGGAAGGCUGACAGAGGAUGACAUAGUUUGUUCUCUAUUGAAAAAAGCCUCCAGCUACGAUGAUACAUUAGAGAGGCACCAGGAAACCUGUGGGAAAGGCACGAGACAAGCCAUUUGGACCCACAAAAAGAAACACCAAGAAGUGAACAAAUUGGAAAACCCGGAGAGUUCCAAUGUUGUUUUAGAACAGAAGCACCGUAAAUACAAACCAGCCAGAAAGAGGAACAAGUACAAAUUAGAUUCAGUUAAUCAUCCAGUGAGCUGCAUGAGAACCAGAAGGUACCCAUGUACUGUAUGUGAGAAGAUGUUCAAACAACCCAUUCACCUUGUGGAGCACAUGCGAAUUCAUACUGGUGAGAAACCAUUCAGGUGCGAGAAGUGUGGGAGGGCCUUUAGUCAGAGCGCAUCUCUUAAUACGCACCAGAGAAUCCACACUGGUGAGAAGCCCUUCGAAUGUGAGAAGUGUGGCAAAGCCUUCCGAUAUCGCUCAUCGCUUAACCAGCAUCACAGGACUCACACUGGAGAGAAACCUUUUGCAUGUGAUAAAUGUCAGAAAGCCUUUAGCCAGAACAUCAGCUUGGUCCAACAUUUGAGGACUCAUUCUGGAGAGAAACCCUUUAGCUGCAAUGAAUGUGGGAAGCCCUUUCGACAGAUUCGACACCUUAGUGAACACGUGAGAAUUCACACUGGGGAGAAGCCCUACAAAUGCACGUCCUGCUGUAAAACAUUCAGUCAUAGAGCGUAUCUCACCCAUCACCAGCGAAUCCACACCGGGGAGAGACCCUACAAAUGUAAGGAGUGCGGGAAAGCCUUCAGGCAGAGGAUACACCUUAGCAACCAUAUGACUGUUCAUACAGGGGUGAAAGCCUAUGAGUGUAACCUCUGCGGGAAAGCCUACAGGCACGAUUCAUCCUUUAAGAAACACCAGAGACAUCACACCGGAGAAAAGCCUUACGAAUGUACUGAGUGUGGAAAGUCCUUCAGCUAUAACUCAUCCCUGAGCCGACACCAUAAAAUACACAGGAGGAAUGCUUUUCGAGAAGAUCCAGGGCAUGAGAACAAAAGACAACUCUAAAUUGGUGAUUCUGAGCUUUAAAAUUGCAGGACUCAAAUAAGCUUGAGAAAUUGAUAACAAAGGAGGCAACUUUUGAUUUUGCCAAAAGUGUAAAUAAAUACUCUGUUGAUUACUACUUCUGACACAGAAAAUGAUAAACAUGACAUUUUCACAAUUUUUUUCUCA
Mastomys coucha (southern multimammate mouse) is the source of this 2221-nucleotide messenger RNA. RefSeq names its product zinc finger protein 69-like. Bases 464 to 2056 code for a protein of 530 amino acids. Gene Ontology annotation, biological process: negative regulation of transcription by RNA polymerase II. The transcript has 6 exons. Lineage: Eukaryota; Metazoa; Chordata; Mammalia; Rodentia; Muridae. The record is from RefSeq and is a predicted model, not a curated record. Gene Ontology annotation, molecular function: DNA-binding transcription repressor activity, RNA polymerase II-specific.